Messenger RNA from Oncorhynchus tshawytscha (Chinook salmon), 708 nucleotides. RefSeq names its product cytochrome P450 2M1-like. NCBI's taxonomy places the organism in Eukaryota, Metazoa, Chordata, Actinopteri, Salmoniformes, Salmonidae. The transcript is spliced from 5 exons. The coding region runs from base 1 to 708 and encodes 235 amino acids. The record is from RefSeq and is a predicted model, not a curated record. Gene Ontology annotation, cellular component: intracellular membrane-bounded organelle; cytoplasm. Gene Ontology annotation, biological process: xenobiotic metabolic process. Gene Ontology annotation, molecular function: oxidoreductase activity, acting on paired donors, with incorporation or reduction of molecular oxygen, reduced flavin or flavoprotein as one donor, and incorporation of one atom of oxygen; iron ion binding; heme binding.
AUGGCUGCCACCUACAUUCUGCUGUACAACAUUUCCCCCAGAAUCGUUGAGUGUUUUCCAGGAAAACACCAAGAGCUGUUUAAGGCCAUAGACAAGGCCAAAGCUUACAUACGACUGGAAGCAGAUCGUCGCCUUAAAAGCCUGGACACCUCUAACCCCCAGGACUACUUUGAUGUAUUCCUGGUUAAAAUGCUGGAGGAGAAAGAUCAGCCAGGGACCGAGUUCAACUAUGACAACUUGUUUCCGUGUGUGUGGGAUCUGUUUGCUGCCAGCACAGAGACCCUGUCCUCCACCCUAUCACACGCCUGUCUGAUGAUGAUCAAGUACCCUGACAUACAAGAGAAAGUUCAGAAGGAGAUAGAUGAGGUGAUUGGCUCGAACAGAGUCCCCACGGCUGAUGACAGACAUAAGAUGCCCUACACGGAAGCUGUCAUCCACGAAAUUCAGAGAAGUAUGUGUCUUGCUCCCACUGCUGUCCCUCACCAAAUGACCCGAGACACAACGUUCCACAACUACCACAUCCCAAAGGGUACCACGGUGUUUCCACUGUUGUCCUCUGUGCUGUUUGACCCCAAACUGUUCAAGAAGCCUGAUGAGUUUUACCCAGAGAACUUCCUGGAUGAAAAUGGACGCUUUAAGGAAAACAAUGGAUUUCUUGCUUUUGGACUGGGUAAGAUCAUGUUACAAGUGGCUAAUAAAAUAAUAUGA